Messenger RNA from Aspergillus brunneoviolaceus CBS 621.78, 903 nucleotides. RefSeq names its product DUF3632 domain-containing protein. Lineage: Eukaryota; Fungi; Ascomycota; Eurotiomycetes; Eurotiales; Aspergillaceae. The transcript has a single exon. The coding region runs from base 1 to 903 and encodes 300 amino acids. The record is from RefSeq and is a predicted model, not a curated record.
AUGGCAGGUCGAAUCCGGGAGUACGGGUUCGGAAGGCGGCUCACCCAACGCCGAGAGUUCUGGAUCAUCCAUGCGCUGGUCAACAACCCCGACAAGACCGCGGAGGAGGCCGUCCAGGAACUCCUGCAGGAGCGCGACAGCCAGUUCCAGCAGGGGCGGAAUACCCACCGGCCCUACGUGCGGAACCGGCUCAACCAGCAGCAUGCAUUCCACACGAUGCAAUCGCUGUGCGAGCUCGCCUAUCUCCUCCCUCCCGACGAGCAGACCAAGCUGCUGGACCUGGUCAUGCAGCUGCAACGGACGGCGGUGCACGACUCGGCCGGGCGCGGCGGCAUCGUGAGAGUGGCGUUCGCCGACCGGAUGUGGACCGAUCUCCCCAGCCUCCGCGAAUACAUCAACCACCGGUACACGUUCGCCCCGCUGGACGUGUUCAAGGGGUUCCCCGCUUGCCGGUGUACGAGGAUGCAGAACCGCACGCCCUGCGGGGAUCACUGCCGGGACUAUCCACCGCAGGAGGUGCAGGAGUGGGAGAAUCGCAACUGCUUUAUCGCCCAGCUGACGAACGCCAUCCCGCGGCUCGGCCAUCGCAUGGACUUCUCCCGGUUGGGACUCCGGCUGUGCGCCCGCGCGUUCGAGAAUGCCGACGUCAACGCGCUGGAGGAAGAGGCGGUCCGCGCCGCUUGCUUCUGGAUCGCCCUGGCGGGGAAGCCCAUGUGGGAUACCUGCGUGGCCGGGGAUCAAGUGGAUGAGCCGGAGGCGGAGGAAUCCAAGGCUUUUGACCGGGCCCGCUGGUCCUCCUGGAAAAAUACGAUCAACUGCUUCGGGGUUCACUUGGUGCGGCGAAGUACACAGGCGCUGAUAAAAGAUGCUUUGGCGUCGAUGGACCAGGCGGAGCGUGGAUAA